Molecule: messenger RNA, 563 nt
Organism: Anthonomus grandis grandis
Lineage: Eukaryota; Metazoa; Arthropoda; Insecta; Coleoptera; Curculionidae
Product: putative SERF-like protein
Exons: 3
Coding region: 162-344 (60 amino acids)
Cellular component (GO): cytosol
Source: RefSeq, a predicted model, not a curated record
UGUUAUUCUAUUUAUAGCUUAGAAAAUAAUUCUGGCUCUCUUUUGGUUUUGGUUGGCUUUUGCAAUUGGAGUAUAGUUGCAAUUACUGGAAAAGGCUGCGGCCUUCGGACGAAGCAUUUGUAUUUUUUCCUUUUUGCCUUUUUUUAUAUAUUUUUGGAAAAAUGACUCGUGGAAACCAGCGAGAACUGGCUAGGGCAAAAAACCAGAAAAAACAACAGGAAUUAAGUAAAGGAAAAAAAUCGGACGGCCUUACUGUAGAACAAAGAAAACAAAGGGAUGCAGAUCUAAUGCGGGAAAAACAGAGAAAAAAAGAAGAGCUGAAACAGGCAACUACUUGCAAGUAAUAACGAGAUUGUUUGCCUUAUUUAAUGUAUUACCACAAGCAUUGUUCAAUUUCAUACAUUUUUGUGAUGUUAAUUUUUAUAAAUUACUUAAUGUCUUACAACAGCUUUUGUACCAACUUAAAAUGUUUGUUUUUCAUAACUUAAAUGUAUAUUUUUCUCUAGAAGUAGGUACCUAGUCUGUUUAACUAUGUCCAUUUUUAAUAAAUUUCUGUACUUCCA